CUAGAACUUAUUUGUGAACAACAUGAAGUUUGUGGCUGCUUUAUUGGUCAUAUCCUUGGGAAUCCUAGCCUUGGCUGAGGCCGAUCCAAUUGUGGAACAGUGUCCUUCGCCGUGCACAAGGGAAUAUAGACCAGUGUGCGCCGAAUGGCGUAGGCAUAUUAGGGGUACAACACGUCCCGUAAUCAGUCGAUGCACUUUCGCAACUGAAUGCGUUCUUAAUAACCACAGAUGCAGAACGAAUCAAAAUUGGGUUACCAUCGAUGAGACACGCAAAUGCAGGAACGAAACUUCGGAUUGCGAUCGUCUACGAAAAUUGACCUAGAAAUAAAAUCUCUUGAUAACAUCUGUGCCUACAAUAAACCUAUAUAAUUUGCUUA
Molecule: messenger RNA, 377 nt
Organism: Drosophila melanogaster (fruit fly)
Lineage: Eukaryota; Metazoa; Arthropoda; Insecta; Diptera; Drosophilidae
Exons: 2
Coding region: 23-322 (99 amino acids)
Source: RefSeq, marked reviewed